CCGGCCGCCAAACAUGAGGGGGUGGUGGUGGCAGGACAACAAAGUGUUUGUCCACGAUAAUUCGCCGCUCUUAUUGGCUGUCUGGUUGCAUAGACUAAGAAUCAUCACAGAUUGGACCACAGCUCCAUAAAACACGGUUCAUUGUGUAAUUUGACUUGACAGUGGACACCCACGUUUUUCUGUAGCUAAACACUGCAUAACAGCUGGUUAUCCCAGUAAAGAUGAUGCCCUACUGUGGAUUACAGUACCAUUCAUGACAAUGACACACCCACCAAGUAAAUGCACCCACCAAGCAGUUCUUCCACAUGAUCUCUGACAGGACAUCAAGUUGGACUAAACCUCACAGCCAACGCUCACUGAAAACACCCUAGUUUCAAAAUCAACUCGAUGCUCAUGGAAAGAACAACCACACAAAGACUUAAAACCUAAAUCAACCUCAUACAGUAUGUUGGUUGGAAGAGAAUGCCCCCAUUUGGCCUACUGCGGCCCCGUAAUCCCUAUCGCACACGAACCCGAGCAGGAAUAGAACCCUCACCUCCAUCCAAUUGCCUUGGCGACCAACGACCAUGUCGUACCGCACACCCAAUUUCACCAUGCAGCAGAAGCUCUACUUCCUGCAGAGGAUCCAGGGGGUGGUGCACACAGUCCAGGACUUCAGGAAGGACACCAACACUACUGUGCACCGCAACGCUGUGUGGGCCGAGGUGGUGGAAGCCUUCAAUGCUGCCUUCCCCGACCGGCCACCGAGCUCGGUGGGCACCAUGAAGACCCUGUGGAAGAGGCUGAAGGUGGAGAGCCGCCAGGCGCUGCACCGGCGCCAGGAGCAGGUGGUCGCCGGCAUGCCUGUCACGGCCCUGACCGAGGUUCAGCGGGAGAUUACGGCCAUGGUACCCAACCUCAUCUCCAACCAGGACGACAUGGACGGAGAGGUGGGCUACACCGGCCUCAGGCCUGGCUCCCCCACAGCAGUGACAUGUACUGCAGCGACCAGUGGGAGUGACCAGGACGAUGCUGAUAACAGUCACAAUGAGGAGAGUGAGAGUAAAGACCAGGUAGCCAUGAGCAUCGGCAUCGCCUCCUUCACAGCACUAGCAGGAAGUGACGGACCCCUGCGGAUCCCCUUCUCCACCAGCCAGCCCAACGCCUCCACUCUCACCCACAGUGAAACCUCCUGGUCUGGGACGUCCUUCCUCCCUCCGCCCAUCCCAUCUGCCUCAUCCUCCAGCCUGCUCACCUCUUUCCCCGUGAACUUUGACCUGCCCUACAUCCCCCGGGCCGCCCCGCAACCCCUCACCUCUCUGGCAGCAGGGCGGGGGUCUGAGGACCCACGCUACGGGCCGCGCAUGCUGGAACUGUCGGAGCUGGAACAUGAGCAGAGGAUGAGAGUCCUACAGAUGGAACAUAAGGUUUUAGAAGACAAGAGGAAGGCGGUGAGGCAGAAAGAGAAAGCCUACAGGCUAAAAAAGAGAUACUACCAGGCUAAGCUGAAGAAGAUGGGGGAAGAGGUACGAUCGUGCUCGAGUAGCGAGGACACUGAGGGCGACGAUCACGAUCAAAUCAUUUGACGGUUAUUUUGUUGUUGCGUUUAUGUUUUUAUGAAGAUGAUUUUUAAAGUUUGUGACAGUUUCAGGUAUUUGUGAAAACCUUAGUAAAAUCUUUGUUUUGGUA
Molecule: messenger RNA, 1668 nt
Organism: Salvelinus namaycush (lake trout)
Lineage: Eukaryota; Metazoa; Chordata; Actinopteri; Salmoniformes; Salmonidae
Gene: fsbp
Exons: 4
Coding region: 567-1565 (332 amino acids)
Source: RefSeq, a predicted model, not a curated record